Prunus dulcis (almond) is the source of this 1662-nucleotide messenger RNA. RefSeq names its product aldehyde oxidase GLOX. The record is from RefSeq and is a predicted model, not a curated record. The transcript has a single exon. NCBI's taxonomy places the organism in Eukaryota, Viridiplantae, Streptophyta, Magnoliopsida, Rosales, Rosaceae. Bases 1 to 1662 code for a protein of 553 amino acids.
AUGAACAUUGUCGUUUCCUUCCUAAUUUUUACCUCACGCGUCAUCUACAUCCUUCCAUUUAUUUCAUCUCAAGUAACACACCUGCCCUACUCCGGCAACCAAGGCCAAUGGCACCUCCUACAUUCAUCCAUAGGCAUCUCCGCCAUGCACAUGCAACUCUUACGUACAAACAUGGUCAUCAUGUUCGACCGGACCGACUACGGCCCCUCCAACAUCUCCCUCCCCGGCCGUCAAUGCCGGCAUGACCCCAACGACACCUUGCUCAAAGUAGACUGCACGGCUCACUCCAUCCUCUACGACAUCGGCACCAACACACUCCGGCCCCUAAACGUACAAACCGACACGUGGUGCUCCUCCGGGGCCGUCUUCCCCGACGGAACCCUAGUCCAGACGGGCGGCUACAACGACGGCGACCACGUGGUCCGCACGUUCACUCCAUGCACGGGCGACAAUUGUGAUUGGCUCGAAUUCCCAAAUUACUUGGUACGACGUAGAUGGUACGCCAGCAACCAAAUAUUACCUGACGGUCGUAUAAUCAUUGUCGGAGGCAGACGACAAUUCAACUACGAAUUCUACCCGCGCAAUUUCCAAGAUCCUCCUCGCACUUUCUGGCUCGAUAUUUUGAGACAAACAAGGGACCAAGACGAGAACAACUUGUACCCAUUUCUCCACCUCUUACCAGAUGGGAACUUGUUCAUUUUCGCAAAUACCAAAUCAAUACUCUUCAACUACAACCAAAACGUCGUCGUUAGAGAGUUUCCCGAAAUACCCGGUGGCGAGCCUCGUAAUUAUCCAAGCACCGGCUCCUCGGUGCUGUUCCCGUUGGACGAAAACAAACCCCCCAAUGUAAACAUUGAAGCCGAGAUAAUGGUCUGCGGCGGCGCGCCGCGCAACUCGUUCGCGCUCGCUUCUAGUGGAGAGUUUAUCGAUGCACUCGGCACGUGCGGGCGGCUCAAGGUGAGUGGCCAAAACCCCUACUGGGUAAUGGAGGAAAUGCCGGUUCCCCGAGUCAUGGCCGAUAUGCUUCUUUUACCAACCGGAGACGUCGUUAUCAUAAACGGCGCCGCACUAGGCACGGCCGGAUGGGAAUACGGGCAUGACCCGGUAACCAAACCGGUCAUAUACCGGCAGUCGGAGAAACCGAACAGGCGCUUUUCCGUCAUGGCCGGUUCGCAGAGACCGAGACUUUACCAUUCCGCUGCUGUUUUGGUACCGGAUGGUAGGGUCUUAGUCGGUGGAAGCAACCCGCAUGUUUACUAUAACUUUACCUGCGUCGAGUACCCGACGGAUCUUAGCCUGGAGGCCUUUUCGCCUCCUUAUAUGUCGGUGGAAUACGAACCGGUUCGGCCGAGAAUCGUUUCGGUGAAAGAGGUUUUGGGAUACCGGCAGUUCUUUUCGGUUGCGUUCGCCGUGCCAGAGUUGUUGUCUGUAAGUGUAUUGUCGGUGAGGCUGGUUGCGCCGUCGUUUACGACGCACUCGUUCGCCAUGAAUCAGAGAAUGAUUGUGAUGAAGCUGAUCGGAGUGACGCGCGUGGCGCCGGAGACGUAUGAGAUUAGCUUGGUGGGGCCCUCGACGGGGGAGAUUGCGCCGCCAGGUUAUUAUUUGCUGUUUGUGGUGCACGCUGACAUCCCGAGUUCUGCUGCGUGGGUGAAGUUGGAGUGA